CAACAUGCUUUUUACAAAAUUUAUAUGGACAUUUAUAUUUAUUAGCAGCAGCCAGCAAGUAUUGUUGAGUUGUUGGUAUCUUUCUUUCUUACAUUUGCUGUCUGUGUGGCUGAGAUUAGAAACUGAUAAGUAUUUUUCAGUUUUCGUAUAGCCUAAAUCUGUCACCCUAGCAGAAGCAUCAACCAGCUCUGACAUACAACGUAGUAGUUGUAAAUAGUAUUAAGCAAUUAGUUGUACUUAAUUUUGUUCAUUCCAUUCACACCCUCUUAUCAAUUUUCGAGGCCUUUUCUUCUCUCCGCUCCUCAUAAGGGCUAUUCGGGUUUUAGACCAGUGGCGGAACCAGAACCAAGGCUGAAACCUUCUCGCAGAUUUGAAAACCCUCUGCGAGGCCUUUUAAAAGAAAUGAGUUAUAUCCCAAUAUAUUUUUGUUGGGACAAGAACUGCCCUUUUUCUUCAUAGUGUCUUAUCUUUUAAAGCAAAAUGUUUUCUUGAUUAGAGUAGCUAGUUAUAAUUCAAAAACAGCCAAAAGCAAUAUAUAAACGCAUAUCUAGGUUUCUGAGAAUUUGUAAUUAGGAGGGGGAGGUGUCACUGGGGUCUAGAUUCAGGAGGGUCAGACAUUGGGAUUAUCACAAAAGAGACUAGUAGCAGCAAAAGCAGAAGCAUCAAGAACAAGAUUUUAGGGUGAUAAUCGUGACACAUCCUCAUCUAGAUCAGAUCAAGGAGAGGCAAGGCAAGUGCGUAUGCUGACAUCUAUUAGAAAAAGAGAGACAGAGUACAUAAAUUAAACAGUGCAAGGCUCAGAAAAAGAAGAAAAAGAAAAGUGGUUCAUCCUUCAGAUCUGUUUUGUAGCAAGAAGAGGCCAAAAUUUUGGUAUGCAAAAGUUGAAAGUGUAAUGGGCAUGAAGAGUAACGGAGGAGAUAUAGUCCAAGUUGAAGGAGGCCAUAUUCUCCGGGCCACUGGCCGGAAAGAUAGGCACAGCAAGGUCUACACUGCCAAAGGUCCUAGAGACCGGAGAGUCCGCCUUGCCGCUCACACGGCCAUUCAGUUCUAUGAUGUUCAAGACAGAUUAGGGUAUGACCGUCCCAGCAAAGCAGUGGAUUGGCUUAUCAACAAGGCCAAAAAUGCAAUUGACAAGCUUGAAGAGUUGCCUCCAUGGAACCCAAUGGACGCUAGUACCACAGUACCAAAUCCAAACCUGAACCCUAAUGGGCUUCCACUGGAACAACAGCAAUCCCAAGCUUACCCUUUUCAUGAUAACCCAAGUGAUGAUACUAUGAAAUCUUUCUUCCCAACAAGCUCAGGAAUGAACUUUCAUAGCUACACAGGUGAUGUCAUUUCCAGAUGUUCACUACAAAAUAACUCCCAAGAUCUUUGCCUGUCUCUUCAGUCUCUACAGGAGGACAUCAACAAUUCCACCCACCCAGCUCCUGGUCAUGAUCAUCAAGGCCUUUAUUCGGGCCAGGCCGAAACAAACUUCCCAAGAAUGGUGGGCUGGGAUGGAGAAAUCAAACCCGCAGGAUAUUAUUUCAAUGCACAAACACUUUCACAACCACAAAUGAUAUGUCAAAGCUCUACUGCAGCAUUUAGCCAGAGGGAACCCCUUCAGUCCAGUUUUUCGCCUUAUGUUCGGGCUUGGAAUGACCUGCCAUUCCCUGUCUCUGACCAAAACCACACACAAGCACUAAUUCCUCACUUGUCAAUAUCUUCAGGCUCUCCAUACGCGUCUGCCAAGUUUUCGGGCUUUCAAGUUCCAGCUCGAAUUCAGGGAGAGGAGGACCACCCCUCCUCUACUCCUACCAAGUCUCGCAACUGAUCACCCCAACCUUGACGUCCAGUCCAUCAGUUCUUGUGACUGAUGAACGUACAGAAAUGGUUGUCACAUGAAGAUCAUUUGAAAGAAGGCCUGGUUGAAGUUGGAAGCUAAUGUAUGUUAAAAAUUUCAAAUUUCAGAUCAAAUCCUUCCCAGCUCAACAUUGUUGUUUGAUAGUAGUAUUUGAAUGUGUUACAUUUUUGUCCGUUGUGCUGUGUGUAAUGACGAUAGUACGUUGAGUUUGGUUGUAUUGCCUGGCUAGCUAGGCUAUGAAUGACUUUUCUGUGGGCAAUAGGACCAUCCAUGUUUUCUGCUUAAGAAAACUCAGUCUUAACAUUGUUGUUUCUUAACUGUUUACUGUUAUCUGUUUCUCACUUUGUCAGUUACGUUGUUAUGUGUAAGAUGCAUAUGUGUUUAUAAAUUAUAAUGCAAUAACUUUCUUUAUGUGUUUACAUGCAAUCACUUUUCUUUA
Daucus carota subsp. sativus is the source of this 2282-nucleotide messenger RNA. RefSeq names its product transcription factor TCP4. Bases 893 to 1813 code for a protein of 306 amino acids. The record is from RefSeq and is a predicted model, not a curated record. The transcript has 2 exons. NCBI's taxonomy places the organism in Eukaryota, Viridiplantae, Streptophyta, Magnoliopsida, Apiales, Apiaceae. Gene Ontology annotation, molecular function: DNA-binding transcription factor activity; sequence-specific DNA binding. Gene Ontology annotation, cellular component: nucleus. Gene Ontology annotation, biological process: regulation of secondary shoot formation.